AGGAGAGACGCGCCCUGUGCCAUGCUGAACAACUCUCCGACUCUCCUGCUGGCUCUGACCGCGGUGGCCGCACUUCUCCCGCGAUGCCAAGGCUGGAGCGACGAUGACCUGCUGCUGCCGCCCAUCAACUCCUCCAACAGGUUCCUGGCCAACCUGGAGGUGGACGUACGCUUCUCCAAGAGGUCCGUGGAGGAGAGCGACGCCUCGGCCGACGCCUCCUCCCUACAGACUCUGUCCCAGUGCAACGUGAGCGUCCAGCGGCUGCUGCCCACCUCGCUGGUGGCGCGCUGGGACAGCAGCUUCGGCUUCCAGUGCGACGUGCUCAUCUACACCACCAACAACCACGGCAGGGCUUUUUUCUCCGCCUCUUUCAACCGGGCGAUCUCGCCGGUUGUCAUCGAGCACCUCGGGGUCACCGGGGGUCAGCAGGAGCUGCGACUGUGCGUCGGCUGCGGGAUGUCCCGGUACCGGAGGUUUGGUCAGGGCAGGCUGCGGGGCCAGCAGAGCGGCGAUCAGGUCACUUUCUGCUGCGUGGAUUUCAGCCUCGACGAGCUGAAGGGGGACAAAAGUUGGAGGCUGAACAGAAAACCCAUCGAGUCGACACUUGUGGCUUGUUUCAUGACUUUGGUCAUCAUUGUGUGGAGUGUUGCUGCUCUCAUAUGGCCGGUACCGAUCAUUGCAGGAUUUCUGCCUAAUGGGAUGGAGCAGAGGAGACCGAGAUAAUUGAAAUAAUCAUCAUAAUUAUAGCCUGUGCUGCCUAUACUAUAAUUGUAGCCAUUCAAUUGUUCACAUGAAUGAAUGAUUGCGGAGAACUUUAUGAUCAGAUGCUUUAGUUUGGGGUGUUCUUUGACCCUUCCUCAAGGUAAAGUAUGAAGGAUUAUUAUACUAGCCAAUCUAUACUGGGACCAAUGUGUUUUGUAUACCCGUGUAGGCCUUCCUAUAGAUUAUGUCAGCGUAAACUGUGCAAAACUUUUCUCUAUUUAAACAGUGUUUGUAUAGUUUUUAAUCUUUAUAGAAAGUUUUUUGCCUUAUCUCAUGUGUAGGACUUUUGCACUGACAACGGUGCGUAAAUUGUGCCGUCACAUCCAGUAUACAGUAUCUAACCUAUGGUCAUGCUCAUAUAGAAGUCAGUGUAAUAGGGUUUUUUCCAAUAAAUUCUGACAAAUAGAUGUUGUUUAUGACUGAUAUAGAGAAAAUUUCAAUACUUAUAUUGUUAGAUUUCUACUGUCAAGUUCAAUAUAAGUGUUUAUUUGUAUUAAUGUUCCAGCGGUUUAAAUGGAAAUAAAAAUCGAUUAUAGGCUAUAGCCUAUCA
This is a messenger RNA of Stegastes partitus (bicolor damselfish), 1312 nucleotides long. RefSeq names its product transmembrane protein 158 (gene tmem158). Bases 22 to 723 code for a protein of 233 amino acids. The transcript has a single exon. The record is from RefSeq and is a predicted model, not a curated record. Lineage: Eukaryota; Metazoa; Chordata; Actinopteri; Pomacentridae.